Acanthosepion pharaonis is the source of this 1260-nucleotide messenger RNA. The record is from the annotation of a GenBank genome assembly. Lineage: Eukaryota; Metazoa; Mollusca; Cephalopoda; Sepiida; Sepiidae.
AUGAAAACUUCUCGGACAUUCAGGCCGGUAAAUGUUGCUUCCUCUUCUCCCUUUUUCUGGCUUCCUUUCUUUCUCUUUUUUUUAAUUCUCUGGCUCCCCACCUUUCUCUGGUUUCCUCAAUCUGUUAUCGCUUUUUCUAUUUUCUUUCUUUCUUUUAUUUACUUUUUAUCUUUCUUUCUUUCUUUUAUUUACUUUUUAUCUUUCUUUCUUUUAUUUACUUUUUAUCUUUUUUCUUCUUUCUUUUUAUUUACUUUUUAUCUUUUCUUUCUUUUCUUUUUAUUUACUUUUUAUCUUUCUUUCUUUCUUUUAUUUACUUUUUAUCUUUCUUUCUUUUAUUUACUUUUUAUCUUUCUUUCUUUCUUUUAUUUACUUUUUAUCUUUCUUUCUUUCUUUUAUUUACUUUUUAUCUUUCUUUCUUCCUUUCAUUUUAUUUAUUUUUUUUCCUUUGUGCCAUUCUCCAGUUCGCCGCCUUUUUCUUUCUUUCUUUUGUCUUUAUCCUUUCAGCAAAUUUAUUUCCCCCACUUUUUUUUUUCAUAUUUCGUUUCUUUUUUUUUUUCUUUCUUUCUUUCGCUACUUUUCUUUCUGUUCUCGUAUUCCUUUUAUUUUAUUUUCCUCUUUCUUGUUAGAUUUUUUCUUUCUCCUUCAUUGUCCUACAAUUCUAUUUUCAUUUUCGCCCUUAUUUUUCGUAUUCUUUCUCAUUUAUAUUUCUCUAACCCCUCCUCACCCUUACCUUUUUAUAAUCUCUGCUUUUUCCGUUUUAUUUUCUCUUUUCGUUUUUCCACUCUUUUCAUCUUGAUCCUUAUUUCGGGCCUACCACCUUCUUUCCCUCCUAUGUUACUCUCCUCUCCUUCCCCCUGUUUUCUCUCUCUUUUUCUUUCGCCCUGUUUUCUCUCUCUUUUUCUUUCGCCCUGUUUUCUCUCUCUUUUUCUUUCGCCCUGUUUUCUCUCUCAUUUUCUUUCGCCCUGUUUUCUCUCUUUUUCUUUCGCCCUGUUUUCUCUCUCUUUUUCUUUCGCCCUGUUUUCUAUCCUCUCCCUUCAUCUUCCAAUACUUUUCUUCUCUUUACAUCUUGCGCCUUAUUUUUCUCUUUUCUUUCUCCCUCCUCCCUCUCUUAUUUUCUAUUUUCUCCUUUCUUCGUUUUCUUUUCUCUCCCUUUAUCUUCCUAUACUUUUCCUCUUCCUACCGCCAUUAUUUUUCUCCUCUUUCUCUGCUUUCACCGUUUUCUUUUCUUUCUCUUGUCGUAAAAGCGGUAUAAUUAUUUGA